Molecule: messenger RNA, 1443 nt
Organism: Thelazia callipaeda (thelaziosis nematode)
Lineage: Eukaryota; Metazoa; Nematoda; Chromadorea; Rhabditida; Thelaziidae
Source: the annotation of a GenBank genome assembly
AUGCAUCCCAGAAAUCCAUACAAAGAUAAACCUCCAGACUUUAACUCACUUGCCAAUAAAUACGUGGAAUUCCGAUCUCGGUGCCAUAUUGGUUCUAAUGGAAAGUUAAGAAUUGAUUUCCGUGAUUCAAGUGCUGUCCGGGCUUUAGCUCGAACUUUGCUGCUGAGUGAUUUCGAUUUAGACGUUGAGAUUCCUGUGGAUUGUCUUGUACCACGUAUACCUCAACGUCUGAAUUACUUACUUUUCAUCGAUGAUCUACUCAAAAUAAAUGGAAUUUCGAAAGAUGCUCUUGGCAUCGAUAUUGGAACUGGUGCAUCAUGUGUGUACGCACUUCUAGGUGCGAAGCAAUACAACUGGAAAUUUCUGGCUACUGAUAGUGAUCCUUUUGCCGUAGAGGUGGCUAGUAGAAACGUAGAAAGAAAUUGCUUAAAUGAAAAAAUCGAAGUCGUUCAAGAUGUUGUUUUUUCUCGUCCAGAAGCCGAGUUCACAUUUUGCAUGUGUAAUCCGCCAUUUUAUGAGUAUGGUGAAUCAGAAGAGAAGUUCAGGUACUUGAAAGAGAAUGUUUUGACAAACGUUAUCGGGGGCUCGAGUUGCUCAGAUCGGCCAGCUCCUCAUUCGGCUACGGUGGCUAGAAGUAAUGAGUUGGCUGUUACGGGCGGAGAAAUCGCAUUCGUUUCUCGUUUAAUUGAAGAUAGUUUUAUUUUGCAAAAUACUGUCAAAUUCUACUCAUCAAUGGUCGGAAAAAAAUCAAGCCUAGUUGAAUUACGUAAGAAAUUAGGGCGUUGUUUGAAUGUACGAUCAAUAGUGACGAGACUCUGUCAGGGCAAAACUCAUCGCUGGGUGCUUGCAUGGACAUUCGAGUCUCAAAUUAAACUGGUUGAACCAACAAAAUAUUCCUCGCCUUUAAAACUCCGCUUGCCAUCAGUUCUAGAAGACAAAGAAAAAUGUCUUACUUGGAUAACGGCAUUAUUAACUACUCUGGAAGUUUCCUUUGUAAAAGAAGAUAAUGGUAGCUUCUUAUGUAAAGCUAUUAAAAAUACGUGGUCACAACAGCGACAAAAGCGCAGAGCGGGGCGAAAUGUGAAUGUUCGUUCACCCUUGAGCAAACGUUACUGUUUCGAUCAAAACAGUGUUGGUUGCUCGGUUAAUUUAAAUACCGGUGUUCAUGAAAUCAGUUAUAACAAUGUCGGUAGUUCAGAAUGUAUCGAGUUGAGUGGAAGUGAGAAAAACAAUAAUGUGCGGGAUGUUUCUAUUCAAGCUUGUGUAGAGUCAAAUACUGAAGUGCAGCCCUUAAUUUAUUUCACGUUAACUAUAUUGCCAACUGAGAACUCUCUUCGACUGUGUUGUUUAGAAGGCUCUCGUAAUUCUUUACAUCAAAUUUGGCAGUUUUGCAAAAAUCAACUCACUGCAUUGGAACGAUCCUAUCAAACAUCAUCUUCAUAA